This is a messenger RNA of Penicillium verhagenii, 1062 nucleotides long. RefSeq lists its product as uncharacterized. The transcript is spliced from 2 exons. The coding region runs from base 1 to 1062 and encodes 353 amino acids. The record is from RefSeq and is a predicted model, not a curated record. NCBI's taxonomy places the organism in Eukaryota, Fungi, Ascomycota, Eurotiomycetes, Eurotiales, Aspergillaceae.
AUGUGGGAUGGUCUCAGACGAAAAGAAGAGGAAGCCGGUAUCAAUAAAACGUCCCUGGUUACGUUGGAAGAAGGUGAUGAUCUUCCCCGAGUCCAAAACCUACGCCUUCGCGGUAUGAGAUUUGGGCCCCUGCAGAGCGAAUCGUGGGCCACGCAGCUACUAUGGCGGAACAUCAAACAUUUGUCUUUGUUAGAAGUCAAUUGGACUAGCUUGCUGCCAAAGCUGACCGAAAAGGGUUGUUUCCAUGCCAUCGAGGCCCUGGAGGCUAGUGUUCCAAUCCCGAUACCCUCAUUCACAAAACUUCAUACCAAUACAAAAUGCAUAAGCCAGUUCCACGCCUUUCUGGAAAAUCUCCCGCCUUUGAAAACGUUCAUUGGGUAUGGUUUUCCACAAGAGACUCUGGCGGUAUUGGCGGCGCACCACUCCCAACAUCUGAAGGACCUUCGGUUUCGAAACCAACUCAAUACUGGCACAGGAUACUCUACGGGAGACCCUGCCUUUCGAGCCAGCAUCCAUAGCCUCGAAAAUUUGUCCACUCAGUUCCCGAGUCUCGACUCCCUCGGUCUUCAAGUUGACUGGACAACCGACGAAGAACUGCCAUAUGACCUAAUCGCCAACGUUGUCCUGCAAACUCGUAUUCGCCAUUUAGAACUCAACUUACCAGACCUCAGUCGCAGCCGUUCCAAGUCUUGGCCCUACCCAGGCGCCAACGAAGACACUUGCCAGGCCCUUAUUCAGUCUCUUGACGAAAUCUCGACAAGCCUCCUCUCAUUACACAUUGAUAUUGGCGACUGGUACCCUUAUAGAGUCGAUCGAAGUUUCCGAUGGCCUUUAGGCGCGUUCGUGAUUGGGGAACGAGACUACGCAGGGCGCAUGCGUUUCCGCAAAAUCCGGCAAUUUGUACCGAGUGGAACAUUAUUGCGUGAGGGUGAUCUGGUCGUAGAGGUCCCGCCGUGGGUCACAAAAGGGAGUUGGCCGAGUGGUUUACGGCAGGACAUGGAAGGCAGGAUAAGUGAUAUGUUCUGUGGCAAAAUGGUCAGAGAGAAGUAUGCGAAUCAUUAA